AUGUCCUACACUUCUCAUUCUUGCAGGUGCUGCUUUCCUACACCAUUUCCAACAAAGGAAGUAGACCAGCAAUCUCUUCUUCUGGAGUCCACUCCAGGAGAAUCCCAGGGAGACAGGCAUUUGCACAUGCACAGUCACUGCACUCAAGCUGCAGGGGCCUAUGUUCGACUCUGUGCCCACAAGCGGCAGAGCUGGAGAGAGACUGGGAAACCUGGUAUUCCUGGCCCAGUAGUAUCAAAUCCCAUCACCAAAGAACCAAGAUCAGAGCAUGAAGCCAUGAAAAGGCGGGCCCAGCAAGAGCCUUCAGCUAUCCACACAUCCUCAAGUGAUUCCUCAUCCCUUGUAUCUCCAGUUGAUAUUACCCCUUCUCUCAGCAUGUCAGACAAUUUCCAACAUCAAUCUCUACUUGGAACUGCAAACUCACCACAGCUCUCUGUUCCUGUGGUGAGUGAUGCCACUUCUCUACCAGGAAAUGUCUGCAACCUCUCCAGAAUCUCCACUCCAGCCUUCACUUCAACAUGGCCACUACCAUCAACCUCUGGCAUCUCUUUCCAGCCACUCACGGGUACUGCCUAUCUUUACCAACAUUCUAGCACACCCAUGCUGACAGGAGUUACUGGCCAGAACCACAUCUGCACUUCAGCCUCCUCCUGUCCCAGUACUUUUGAAAGGAAGUACACAGGACACACUAAAAAGAAGUCAUCUGAACUUAGAGACUUCACCGUGACUCUCAACCAGGGCACAGCAGUCCCUUCAAUGGCUGUGACACCACGAUAUGUGGAUGCCAAUGCCAUAGUCCCUCUGUAUCCAUCACUGUCUGCCAGCCUGGUCCAUGGGACAUUAUCUCAGAUUCCACAUCAAGAGAGUAGCAUAUUACUUCCCUACCAACAAAGAAACCAGGUUUACUACUAUAAUCAAAACACUGUGGGCCCUCUGUUGUUUGGAGAGCCUGGUCCCUGCCUGCAAUCAUAUGGCUCUGUGUCCUACACAGGGAGUGGGUUCUUUGCUCCUCAGCCAGAAAUAGUGAUGACACUCCAAGAGGUCCAGCCUACAGAUGUCUUACCACCAGUCUCCACUUCUGGAAUCUACUACUCUGUGUCUGCUCAACCUAACACAGAAACCAAUUUCCAAGUGAUGGAAACUAACCUGGGAAUGGAAACUUUCCUAGAAUUGCAAUUUCGUCAGACAUUUUGUCAGCCAGAAAUUCCAGACAGCCCCAAGUACUACAAGUAUCUCAAACAAUCCAAUGUUUCUACUACAACCGACAUCAAAGGUACAGAAACUAAUUGCAGCCAAAACAAGAUUCUCCUCCAGGAAAACUCAGUGGUCACUAAGCAUUCCACUGAUCAAGUCCAAAGGAACAAGCAUGAAGCCUUGGAAAGUGUGGAUGGAACUCCUGAGGUCAAAGUCGAAUGCCAGCCCCCAGAGCUCCUGCUGGAGGAAGAGGUGACUGUGUGCACCAUCCCAUCCAGUGAGCAGGCUUCCGGGAACACAGACAAGCAUUCUGACAGCAAAUCUCCAAAAGCUGCAUCCAGCAGGGUCAGCAAAACUAAGAGCCAUGCACAGAAAGAGACCAAAAGGAUCAGGGAGAACCACCCCAAGAAAUGUGAUGAAACCAAGCAGCCAGGGAACAAAAUCAAAAAAGAAGAAAAGACAAGCAUUCCCAAGACCAAGCACAAGAGAAGUCACCCUGAGCUUAGCCAAGAGACCUUCAAAAGGCCUCGAACCAACCUAGGCGUGCAGAUGUGGGAGUCAGUGCAGGUUUUCCAUGCACUAGGGAAGAAAAGUGAGAAGAAAAAGGAGCUGCCUUCUCCCAAGGCCUUGAGAAAUGCCAGCAGCACACAAGAAACCAAGUCCACUCCAGCUGUGAAAUCCUGGCUGGAUAUUCCCCAUGAGGGCAAAGGCCCUAAAAUUACUCAAGUCAAGAAAAGGGAUAGGAGUGAAAGCCAGUGUCCAUCACCAACCCAGGAUGAGCUGCCUCCACCUGGGAAGGUCAAGCUGGUUCCUUUGCCUUUUCUAGCCCCAGAGAAGCCUCAAGCUCGACCUGUUUCUCGCAGGCCACAGUCUCUGGCCUCCCGGAGACCCACUGUACCUUACCGUGCUCUCCCUUGUUCUAACACAGCUCAGCCUACUCCAGUCAGCCGAUCUCAACCAGCUACUGCCAACACAUGCUUCAUAGGUUCCACCAAAACAUCACAGCCAAUUGCAGCCAAAACAAUCAAACAGGGAUUGACCACCACUCCUCAGCCUAGUGUGUGUCAACCUACCGUUGCCAAGCCUAAACCCUAUGAAACAUCAUCUUCCACUUCUGUGCAGCAGAAACCUGUGUCAACUUCUGGGACCAAGUUCCAGUCACCACCUAACCCUCAAAGCCAGUAUCUACUCCAAGACUUCAGCCGCCAACCAAUUCCAUGGAGGAAACCUGAUAUUCCUGGGCCAGUAGUAUCAAAUCCCAUCACCAAGGAGCAGAGGCCAGAGCGUGAAGCCAUGAAAAGGCGGGCCCAGAAAGAGCGUGAAAUUGCUGCCCAAUACACUGCUUUGGGGAAACUGCAGUUUUUUGCUCAGAGGCAAAGAGAUAUGGAAGUUUCUCAAUAUUAUGGCUAUGUAAUGUAA
This is a messenger RNA of Dipodomys spectabilis (banner-tailed kangaroo rat), 2613 nucleotides long. RefSeq lists its product as uncharacterized. The record is from RefSeq and is a predicted model, not a curated record. NCBI's taxonomy places the organism in Eukaryota, Metazoa, Chordata, Mammalia, Rodentia, Heteromyidae.